CUCUUUAUGGCUUUGGUUAAUCUAUCGUCUAGCUGUCUUGGUCUUCCGAAAAGGCGAAGACAAACGCAUGGAUUUACUUUAUUCUAUGACUAAACCAGAAUCACCCCGGAGUGAGCUGUUCCAUAAGGGGCUCAUAUUAUCCGACAGAGCAGAGCUAUCAUGCCGAAGAAGCCUUUUUCUUUCUACGCCCCGGUGGCAUCUUGACUUUCCUAGAUCCAGUGCCAACCGAUCUAUAUCUAGCUUUGGCCGGCCGGGCCAACCCACCUAUACAGAGUUGAUGCCAUGCCCGCCUAACCACGAAAGAAAGCAUCCAAUAUUUCAAGACUUUCUCCACAGAGCUCUAAAAUCCUUUCUCCGAAGAUCCAGGCUCACUUUUUCAGGCAAUGGAAUGACCCGAGCAAAGGAAAGGGAUCAAGGCAAUAACUACGCGCAUCAAGCAUUCGCGCCGGUGUCACAAAAAGCAAAAGCAUAUCAAUUCGUUGAGGCAACUAGUCUUGGUAAGGAGUCGACGGGGAAGAGCCGUGCUGGGGUUGGAAGAGGUUCCAGCUUUAGAGGAGCCUCCCUAUCUUAUCCCUUGUUGGUCUUAUUUGACAGCUCAGCUUUGUCUCGGGCAGAUUUUGGAUACUUGUGGAUGGACGACUUAAGUCGUGCCAUUUCUCAGUUCUACCCGGUGGUAUCCGGAGGACUAGGAGGAGGAAAUACGCCAAUGCCCCCGACAAAUCCAUCUGAGGGUGGUCUUUUAGAAGGAUAUUAUGCUCAUGAGAAUGAGCACUCUCACAAUCAGCAGAGGGGUUCACCUUUCUGGUCGAAAGAGUACAAGGAAAGUGGCUCAAAACGCCUUUUCUUGAACCUCGAGGUAGAGGAUCAAAACACAGAUACCAUCGGGGAGCAAGUAAAAGCAGAGAGUGAUAAAUGCGAAAAAAUCAAGGCAAAAAUAAUAGCAAAAACACAUGAACUCUUAGUAUCCGAAGGUUACCAUAUUCCGGAUGAACGGGAUAUAGAACGAGCAAUAAAUGUUGUGAUGACUGAACAUGAAAUGAUCGAUAUCGAUCGGCGUAAGAAAAGAUUCUACUAUCUUUAUUCCCGGUCUCGACUUCUUCGCUAUGAUCUUCCCGGUAGUUCAUAUAGGAGCUAUAGCCGUUUCAUUCCUUUUCGUUGUUAUGAUGUUCCAUAUUCAAAUAGCGGAGAUUCACGAAGAAGUAUUGCGCUAUUUACCAGUGAGUGGGAUUAUUGGACUGAUCUUUUGGUGACCAGAAGCUACGCGCAAAUUCUCAUUGGGUCUUGGUUGUUCUUAACAGCGAUGGCUAUUCAUUUAAGUCUUGGGGUAGCACCACUAGAUCUUCAACAAGGUGGAAAUUCUCGUAUUCUCUAUGUACAUGUUCCUGCGGCUCGGAUGAGUAUUAUUGUUUAUAUCGCCACGGCUAUAAACACUUUCUUGUUCCUAUUAACAAAACAUCCCCUUUAUCUUCGCUCUUCCGGAACCGGUAUAGAAAUGGGUGCUUUUUUUACGUUGUUUACCUUAGUUACUGGGGGGUUUCGGGGAAGACCAAUGUGGGGGACCUUUUGGGUGUGGGAUGCUCGUUUGACCUCUGUAUUCAUCUCGUUUCUUAUUUACCUGGGUGCACUGCGUUUUCAAAAGCUUCCUGUCGAACCGGCUUCUAUUUCAAUUCGUGCUGGACCGAUCGAUAUACCAAUAAUAAAGUCUUCAGUCAACUGGUGGAAUACAUCGCAUCAACCUGGGAGCAUUAGCCGAUCUAGUACAUCAAUACAUGUUCCUAUGCCCAUUCCAAUCUUGUCUAACUUUGCUAACUUCCCCUUCUCAACCCGUAUCUUGUUUGUUCUGGAAACACUUCAAUCGCAGCUCACAGAAUCUAAAGAGAUAGCUCGCCCUUAUAGCUUAUGGGGCAUUUCACUCGCUCAACACUCGUUCAAAACAUCCACUCGUUCAACAGGAAAGAAAAGGUCCAAAGGAUCUACUUCUCAGGAUGGAAAGAAGCAAGAAAGUCUAGAGAGUCGAAAUGACCUUGUGAAACUCGGGAAUGAAGCAGAUAGGUCUCAGUCGAAGAAAGGUAGCCCUAUUGGGUCUGGGAUUGCUUACCUUUCUUUCCUUCUACAGUACGCCUUAGGCAGAGAAAAAAGUGCAAAAGCGAUUGAACAAAGUCGCUCCGGUUUGGAUGCAGAUGAGGGAGAGGGUGAAAGCUUUCAUUUAAAGACAGAAUAUCCUUGCUCCCAUCUAUUGGAAAAUCCACUCAGAGACUCAAUAGUUGAUAAUAGUUGAAUAGCUCCUCCGGUAGCCGGACUGUCAUUCCCACUU
Messenger RNA from Arabidopsis thaliana (thale cress), 2314 nucleotides. It is a transcript of the gene ABCI4, whose product is annotated as Cytochrome C assembly protein. The coding region runs from base 68 to 2278 and encodes 736 amino acids. Gene Ontology annotation, biological process: cytochrome complex assembly; heme transport; cellular oxidant detoxification. Gene Ontology annotation, cellular component: membrane. NCBI's taxonomy places the organism in Eukaryota, Viridiplantae, Streptophyta, Magnoliopsida, Brassicales, Brassicaceae. The transcript is spliced from 11 exons. Gene Ontology annotation, molecular function: heme binding; heme transmembrane transporter activity. The record is from RefSeq and is marked reviewed.